Capsicum annuum is the source of this 2531-nucleotide messenger RNA. RefSeq names its product protein NPGR2. The record is from RefSeq and is a predicted model, not a curated record. The coding region runs from base 1156 to 1686 and encodes 176 amino acids. Gene Ontology annotation, molecular function: protein binding. NCBI's taxonomy places the organism in Eukaryota, Viridiplantae, Streptophyta, Magnoliopsida, Solanales, Solanaceae. The transcript has 4 exons.
UUUUAGUACAGUAAAUAAAAAUGAGUCUGCUUGAUUUACUGGCAAUGAUAUGGUAUUUGAAACUUCAUUUUUUAAAAUACUAUCAUUACCGUAUCAAAUCAUUAUUGGGUUCUCAGACUCUUCUUGAACUCUAUUUGUUUUGGUAAUUUUACGAACAAACAAGAAAGUAGGUAGACAUAAUUUAACAACAAAGAAAAAUUUGAAGCUUUUUUGUAUUAAUUCUUUGGUUGAUGACAUAAAGAUUGGAGUUUUGAUUCAUGCGUCUGGCUUCUCUUGUUUUCAAUGUCUCUUCCUAAUGGUGAAAAAGGUAGUAUAAUUCUUUUCCAUGUUCCAAAUUAUCAUUUUUCUUAUCAUGUUAUCAUUACUUUUUUUUUAUCAUAUAAAAAUAAUAUAAUUUUUUGAUAAAGGGACUCGGAUAACGUACAUUCCCCAACUUUCAAUAUGACAUAGAAAAAGUAAAAAGAAAAAUGAUUUGACAUUGGGGGACAAAUAUAAGUUUGAAUAAAUUAGAAAUUUUGCCACUGUGCUUUAAAUUUUUCACUUUUUGGUUUCUAUCACUUUAUACUGUUACUAUACUUCAUUUGGUAUUAUUUUGCUAUAGUUACUGUUCCUCCUUUGUUAUUCUUUUUCAUGCCUUGUGUGAUUUUUUGUCUUGGUUUCUCCAUCUUUGCUAUUUUCUCAAGGGGAGGUCUAUCGGAAACAACCUCUCAAUCCAUAUCUCUCAAGGUCUGGGUACACAUUAAUCUUCCCAGAUCCCGCUUGUGCUACUACACUGAGUAUAUUGUUGUUGUUGAUGAUAUAUUAUUUCUUAGAGAAGUUUGUGGUUUUGUGUUUAUUACAGUGGGAUGUUGUACUCAAAGAAACAUAGAAGCAAGGGAAAGUAAGGAAAGAAAUAUUUGGCUGGAAAGCAGUAAAUUUAUUGAGGGGAGGCAGUAAUAUGGUUGAUCAUCAUCAUGUGAAUCCCCUUAUCCUUUUCAUUUUGUUAUCCCAUGAUUGUGACUUUCAUUUAAAUACGAAAAUUCAUGAGUGGUACUUGUAGUUUUUUAGUUCUAGCUAAUUUCCUUGACAAAUGAGCUUAACUCCUUAUUGGUGUUGCUCUUUGAAGGAUUGUGUGAGAGAUUGUAGAAUAUGAAGAAUGUUAAUUGAGUCAACAAAAUGGGGAGACCUCAGACUAGUCUGGAAGUACGCAAGAUAAUGGAUUGCCUACGCUCAUCUGAACAAAUCCCGAUGGAUGAACUGGUUCCAUCUCCUGAGUCCCCUGCAACUAAGGAUUACAUAUCAAGUGUCCAUUCAUCAAGAGCUGGAGAAGCUGGACAGAAGCCUGAUACUGGAAAUAUUGAAGGAGCUGAAUCAUCUUUGCGUGAGAGUGGUUGUCUGAAUUAUGAGGAAGCAAGAGCAUUACUAGGAAGAUACGAAUAUCAGAAGGGGAACCUAGAGGCCGCUCUUCUUGUUUUUGAAGGGAUAGAUAUUGCCUUGGUGACUCCUAAUUUGAAACUUGCCCUUGCCGAAAGAGUGAAAACUCAAAAGAGACGUUCACAGAGUUUUUCUAAACCAACACUGUCCAUACACGCUGUGAGUGUGCUCCUUGAAGCAGUCUUUCUCAAAGCGAAAUUUUUGCAGGCUCUUCAGAGGUACAAAGGAGUUUGGAGACCAUUGCAGAACAAUGGAGUUGGAAAGCUGGCUUGAUCUUGCUUCCAUUUAUAUUAAGGGGUCGUUUGGUGUAAGGUUUGCUUAACCAAUCGAAGGGCCUAUAUAAAGCAGCGCUGGAAGACUAUAGCAAUGCUUUGGCUGUUUAUCCAUCACAUGUGUCGAGUCUGGUAUCAAGUGCUGUGGUGCUUAGAAAGAUAGGUAAACAGUCUCCUGCAAUUAUUCGUAGCCUUCUAACGGAAGCACUACGACUUGACAGGAUGAAUGCUUCUGCAUGGUGUAAUCUCAGGCUGUUAUAAGAAGAGGAAGGUUUAGGUUCAGCAUUGGAAGAGGAGGAGGAGGAGAAAAAGGAAAGAGGAGGAGAGGAUUAAAAUAUAUAAAUCCAUCUAUGACCUCAAGACUGCGGUGAAGCUUCAUGUAUAUGCUGAUUCUUCCAUUUUGUCUUAAGGUUCAACUGAAAGUGCCGAUGGUUGUUCGUCUUGAGGGUACCAAUGUCGACCAAGGGAAAAGAAUUCUAAAGGUCAUUCUGAAAUUCAUCCUCUAGGCAGGAACUUAUUUUCUGCAAUUGACAGUUGCAAAUGUUUGUUUCCAUCGGAGAACUCAGUUUUAAGUGGUAAUUGCUUUCUGCCCUGGUUUAUCUGUGCUGGAAAGUGGUAUGACCUUGGUAAUUGCUGAAGAUCUAGAUGAUGGAGUAGAGAAAGCAGUUAAAGCAGCUGCUAGUUGAUUGAAAAUGACUCUUAUAAUUUUAUUUCUUAACCUUCCAUUGGCUCCCUUUUUGUAAGGAAAUAUCUGAAUGGUCAGAUUUCAAGGAUACAAGAAGAAAAUAGGGAUCAAGUUCAUCUUGUUAAGACUUGGAAUAAGCUUUAGUGUUAUUUAAUUUUGAC